Molecule: messenger RNA, 569 nt
Organism: Tribolium castaneum (red flour beetle)
Lineage: Eukaryota; Metazoa; Arthropoda; Insecta; Coleoptera; Tenebrionidae
Exons: 3
Coding region: 1-501 (166 amino acids)
Source: RefSeq, a predicted model, not a curated record
AUGAGCACUAGUACGAUUUUCAUCAAACGACCGCUGAACUACCGCCAGAGUUUCGCGCUGCUCAAGGAAAAGUACAAGGACUUGUCCCCGGCGUUGUCACUGAUUUUGUGGACCAUUUCGGGGAUUUACGCGGCUUCGAGGAACAGUUUUAACCAGAAUGUCUCCGGAUUGAUUUUGUCGUUUCUCGUCUCAGACCUGAUAGUUAUGACUUUUGCCUCUAUCGUGCUCUGUAAAGGGCUAAUCGACAAAAGUAUAAUCCUGCUAAUACCGUGGAUGAGCCUCACGGCAUACAGUCUCUAUUUUACGCACUACCAAGGCAUCGUAAGCACGUUAACAGUCCUAAAACGACUGAAGAAGAUAUCGUGGUUGCCCUGGAGCAGCAUAGUUGCGAGCGUUCUGCUCCUGAUUGUGCGCGGGACCCUAACCAUACGAAUGUUCCAACUAGGCGUACACUUGUGGUUUAGAAAGAAAUUAAACGAACUUAAAGCAAAAGAACUGUAAUCAAGCCCUAACUUAAACACACGUUAUUUCCACCUGUACUUGUGAAAUAAAGGAACAGAAAAACUCAA